Molecule: messenger RNA, 2893 nt
Organism: Manduca sexta (tobacco hornworm)
Lineage: Eukaryota; Metazoa; Arthropoda; Insecta; Lepidoptera; Sphingidae
Exons: 1
Coding region: 210-1175 (321 amino acids)
Source: RefSeq, a predicted model, not a curated record
UAGAUUUGCUGGAAUAAUUAAGUCAGUUAAUGAUUUCUAGAAAGAGUACUAGGGUAAUAGAUGUUACAUGUGUGACGUAGAUAAGACCUACGUGAUCUAAUGUUACUAUAAAAAACCAGUGCAUGACAUCACCAAUCGUAUAUUUGUAGUCAACAUGCGCACAGCAAUAUGUAAUCAAUAAAGCAUGCAGUUUUUACCCCCUGAGGUGAAUGUACGGCCCAUUCAUUCGUUUCCCCAUGUUGGUCGGGAUAGGGCGACGCGACAUGCUGGCGCCAUCGGGUCUGUCAUGGCGCCAAACCGCCUCAUCUUGUGAACUGCGGCAGUCGCGCGCCGGGAUUCGCACUUCGCGCUGCAUCAUGAAGCUCCAGGUUCUACUCUUAUUGUUCUGUGUGAAUGUAUUGUGCGUGAGUGCCAAGGUAAGAGGAGGACCGCACGGACGCUUCAGCAACUAUAGAGGGAGUCAUCAUCACGUGAAUGCACACCACGCCCACUUUUCAUACCACCCGCCGAGUCACAUAUCCUUCACGUGCCGGUAUUGUCCUGCAGCUACGUCGUAUCCAGUGUACCACGGAUUACUACCGACUUAUGUAUACAAAUACAAGGAGUCAGGAAGCCGUUUCGGUGACUUACUCACUGGCCUUGCUCUGUACAAUCUCGGUAGAUCUGCGGGCGAGCAAUGGCAUUACAAGCACUACUACUUGCCCCGGAAAGAAGAAAAUUGCUCAUUACAAGUGAUCGACCAAACGCAAUUUGAUGAGACGUCGUUUCCUUGCUUCAUGAUGUCCACAUUUAUGGACCGAGUGGCGAGUAUGAAGCAUCUAGAAUCGGAUUCGCAGACCAUUGACGUAGCAACGUCUUAUAUUGACGUCAAACCAUUUUUACAAAACAAUGGCACGCCAAUAAAGAUAACAAGGGAGCAAGAAUGCGUUUUAUGGCACAAUUUAACCUUUUCUAAAGAGAGAAAUCAUGUCCCGUGUGCUCUAUUGUACGAGUAUUCUAAAACUAUGAAGCCUUCGGGAGUACCGGUGUACAUAUGGCUGCCAGCGUUGGUGGGGUCGGUCAUUGCUGUGACUCUGUGCUGCAAAUGUUGUAACAUGUGCAAGAAGGAAAAAGUCGUGAAGGAGGAACAGCCGCUUAAUCAGGCCAAGGUGUUAGGAUAUUGUUCUAAUUAUUGAAUAGAUUACUUAAUUUAGUUUUUAAAUAUUUUACGUUUAAGAUUGUAAUACUAGUGAUAUUAAUUCUUUAUUAGAAGCCUAUUUUACAAUAUGCACAAUAUUGAGUAGUAUUUAGGUUAAAUGUAUUAUGAUCUCAUCUUACAUGUAUGUGUGAUAGUGUCUUUGAAUGUUUUAUGUAGUUUGCUAGUGUGAGAUUUGUAUGUAGUUUAUUUUUAUAAUGAUUUCUUAUGUUUACGCGAAUGUUAGACAUUAAAUUAUUUUUCGGAUUUUAUUACGGACUUUGAAAAAUAGUUUAAUUUUAAUGUAGAUUAUUUUUUUUAAUCCAUAAAAUACGAAUAUACGCGUAUAGCAUCUACACAGGUUUUUAAUAAAAUGUUUUACAUUUUAAAUAAAUUCGACGAUAAAUUCUAACAGUAUUAAAAUUCUGAUCCUGUUUUGUAGGUACUAUCGAAAUUAAGCAUUAAAAUUAGGCGAUAUCGAAUCUAUUACUAAUGAUCGGAUAAUAACAAAAACAAUGAUAGCUGUGCCGUGCUGUGCUGUGCUGUGUGUGUGAAAAAUAAAUAUUUAAACUCACAAUUAUAGAAAUAUUCCGAGAUUUCUACAAAUUUCCAAUUCCAAUUUGUUGUGAUUGGCUAUAACAGUUUAAAUAUUUGCUCAACGUGCAAUACUUGGCUUGUUACUUUGAGUUGAAUAUAGGGUAUUUUAGUGUGUGUGAGAAAAAAUCCAAAAAUACGUCAAUAAGAUAGUUUAAUCAAAAAGCAAUCGGAAAAUAGUAGUUUCAGUUCAUAAAAUUAUAAAAUGUUUUUUUAAAUUCAAUUCAAAGUUUUGACUUUUUUAUCUGUUUUACAAAUAUGCGAAACGAGUGCCGCCAUGACAUGACGUCAUCAAGGCAGUAAACUACGUGAAGUGUCAAUACGCGUUCACUAUUUCUAGUUUAUCGAAAUAAAUACAUUUUUCGGAUAUUAAAUUUGGAAUUCUUCUCGCAAGUUGUAACCAACUUAUUCUCAUAGUUAUAUCAGUUGGCACUUGAAUCCAUAAUUUUUAUCGGCGUUUUUACACUAGUAUUCUUACAUUCAGGUACAACAAACCAAUGAUAAGGAUAGUAGCUCAUAUUAAUUGUAAUAAUUUCUUCUUUCUCUAUGCACAGCGUUGUUACUUGAUAUUUACUGUCGAGAUGACAUCAGCAACGUGGCCUCUAGCGUUUUCGUUUAUUUACGCGGGAAAAUUUAAAAUGUAAUAUUUAAAUGUAUUUUAAAAGCACUUAUUAAUUGAAUAUUUUUUUAAUAUUAUAAAAUUUACAGUGGUAUUUUAUUACCUAAGAUUAAUUUGAGAGACAUUUCAAUAAAGAGUGUACCUAAUACCAUAUUUUUAUGUCAUCGUCGCCCUGUCUAGGGAGCGACCACAAUACGUCGACGUCAUACGGUAAAAAUGAACCUCCUUACAGUUCUCAUUAGGUUGAGUCAUGUUCCAAGAAACGGGCAGCAAUAUAUACUAUACUUAGGGUUAAAUACUAAUUUAUAUUUGUCCACUUUCGAUUUACUAUACACAUUGACGUAUAUUAUAUAGACACGAACGUCCAUAUAUAUACUAUUCGUUCAAAAUCUGGACUUAGAAAUAAAGUUCGCUGCAGUGCUAAAACAUCGAUCAUCGUCUAACCAAUUUUUUUAAAUUGCAGUGCUAAAGCACUUAAAAUGGAGUAUAAGUAAAAUAGGAACCAA